Chlorocebus sabaeus (green monkey) is the source of this 2222-nucleotide messenger RNA. It is a transcript of the gene OGFR, whose product is annotated as opioid growth factor receptor. Gene Ontology annotation, cellular component: membrane. The record is from RefSeq and is a predicted model, not a curated record. NCBI's taxonomy places the organism in Eukaryota, Metazoa, Chordata, Mammalia, Primates, Cercopithecidae. Gene Ontology annotation, molecular function: opioid growth factor receptor activity.
AAGGAGGGGCGUUGCGCGCGGACGCGGGCGGGGCCUGGGCCGCUCCCUCCCCUCCCCCCGCCCCGCCCCGCCCCCCGCGCUUCCUCCGCUUUAGGUUUCGCUUCCGCCUCUAGCGCGAGCUCCGCCGCCGCCGAGCAUGGACGACCCCGACUGCGACUCCACCUGGGAGGAGGACGAGGAGGAUGCGGAGGACGCGGAGGACGAGGACUGCGAGGACGGCGAGGCCGCCGGCGCGAGGGACGCGGACGCGGGGGACGAGGACGAGGACGAGGAACCGGAGGAGCCGCGGGCGGCGCGGCCCAGCGCGCUCCAGUCCAGGAUGACAGGGUCCCGAAACUGGCGAGCCACGAGGGACAUGUGUAGGUACCGGCACAACUACCCGGAUCUGGUGGAACGAGACUGCAAUGGGGACACGCCAAACCUGAGUUUCUACAGAAAUGAGAUCCGCUUCCUGCCCAACGGCUGUUUCAUUGAGGACAUUCUUCAGAACUGGAGGGACAACUAUGACCUCCUUGAGGACAAUCACUCCUACAUCCAGUGGCUGUUUCCUCUGCGAGAACCGGGAGUGAACUGGCAUGCCAAGCCCCUCACGCUCAGGGAAGUCGAGGUGUUUAAAAGCUCCCAGGAGAUCCAGGAGAGGCUUGUCCGGGCCUACGAACUCAUGCUGGGCUUCUACGGGAUCCGGCUGGAGGACCGAGGCACAGGCACAGUGGGCCGAGCCCAGAACUACCAGAAGCGCUUCCAGAACCUGAACUGGCGCAGCCACAACAACCUCCGCAUCACGCGCAUCCUCAAGUCGCUGGGUGAGCUGGGCCUUGAGCACUUCCAGGCGCCGCUGGUCCGCUUCUUCCUGGAGGAGACGCUGGUGCGGCGGGAGCUGCCGGGCGUGCGGCAGAGUGCCCUGGACUACUUCAUGUUCGCUGUGCGCUGCCGGAGCCAGCGCCGCCAGCUGGUGCACUUCGCCUGGGAGCACUUCCGGCCCCGCUGCAAGUUUGUCUGGGGGCCCCCAGACAAGCUGCGGAGGUUCAAGCCCAGCUCUCUGCCCCGUCCGCUCGAGGGCUCCAGGAAGGCGGAGGAAGAAGGAAGCCCCGGGGACCCCGACCACAAGGCCAGCACCCAGGGUCGGACCUGUGGGCCAGAGCACAGCAAGGGUAGGGGCAGGGUGGAUGAGGGGCCCCAGCCACGGAGUGUGGAGCCCCAGGAUGCGGGACCCCUGGAGAGGAGCCAGGGGGAUGAGGCAGGGGGCCACAGGGAAGAUGGGCCAGAGCCCCUAAGCCCCAAGGAGAGCAAGAAGAGGAAGCUGGAGCUGAGCCGGCGGGAGCAGCCCCCAACAGAGCCAGGCCCUCACAGUGCCUCGGAGGUGGAGAAGAUCGCUUUGAACUUGGAGGGGUGUGCCCUCAGCCAGGGCAGCCUCAGGACGGGGACCCAGGAAGUGGGGGGCCAGGACCCCGGGGAGGCCGUGCAGCCCUGCCCCCAACCCCUGGGAGCCAGGGUGGCUGACAAGGUGAGGAAGCGGAGGAAGGUGGAUGAGGGUGCUGGGGACAGUGCUGUGGUAGCCAGUGGUGGCUCCCAGACCUUGGCCCUUGCCGGGUGCCCUGCCCCAUUGGGGUACCCCAAGGCUGGACACAGUGAGAACGGGGUUGAGGAGGACACAGAAGGUCGAACGGGGCCCAAAGAAGGUACCCCUGGGAGCCCAUCGGAGACCCCAGGCCCCAGCCCCACAGGACCUGCAGGGGACGAGCCAGCUGAGAGCCCGUCGGAGACCCCAGGCCCCAGCCCAGCAGGACCUGCAGGGGACGAGCCAGCCAAGGCAGGGGAGGCAGCAGAGGUGCAGGACACAGAGGCGAAACCUUCUGCCAAAUCUGGGAAGCCUUAAGGAAAGGAUUGCCCAAUGGCGCGUUGGACCUCUGGCCCUGCUGCAAGGGCUGGGGCCUCCGGAGCUGCUGCGGGCUCCCCUCAGGCUCUGCUCCGUGACCCAUGACCUGCAGUGCUGGCCUCCCGUGGUGGCCACUGUAGCAGCCACCGGAAGGUGUGAGGCCCUCAGGGAAAGCCAAGGCCUGCAGAAGCCUCCUGGCCUGGCUGUGUCUUCCCCACCCAGCUCUCCCCUGCACCCCUGUCUUUGUAAAUUGACCUUUCUCGGGUGGAGGGGGUGGGGGGCAGGGCUGCUUUUCUUAGUCUGGUGCCAAGCAAGGCCUUUUCUGAAUAAACUCGUUUGACUUUGA